CAAAUUUAGACGAAACGUGCACGCGCUUCAGAUACUGUUCUUUCUCCCCAGUUUCAUCGAAUUGUCCUUCAAUCAAUACUUCCACUCUACUUGAUUCAUGACAUGGACCCAUCUGAAGAGCCCAUUCACGUCAUCAUAAGAUUGCCCUACCCGCGUCCUGAAGGGUUUGUUGAUACUCCGGUGCGAUGGACUGAGGCAAUGGAGAAGACACUAUGGCAAAUCAUUGGACAGACAAAGCCGUCUUUAGUAGAUUGGAAUGCUGUAUCUCGGCAGCUUGGCAAUAUACCAGUGCACUUUUUGAUCAGACACGCAGCAUCUUUAUAUCAGAACCAACUUCAGGAUCUACAUCGUAUUGGAGAACUACAAGAUUCGACAGGACAAUUGCAAUCCACCUUUCGACAGACCACGCGGGGGGCUAUUGGACCAGGCGCUCCGGCCUUGUCGUUUGAUGGCACCCCAACUGCACAGCAACAUUCACUUAGCUCUCAAGGUGCAUUGAAACAGACAGAAAGCCCACGACCUAAUGUGACAAGUCCUAAUAUGGCCCAGCCUGCAGGGAAGGAAAUACAUGGUGCUAUAGGCAGCAAAACACAGGCGAGUCCAUCACUCUCAGACAGUAUUUCCGCCUUUCCUUCUUCUAUGCGACCGGCCUCCAUGUCCUCAUCAGCCUCCACUAUUCGCCCUGUUCAACCUUCCUCUCCUUCACCAUCUAUACGAAGUGCAGCUACCGCAGAAACCAAUAUGUACAACUCAGGGGCUCUUUCAAAGAGAGGUAUAUCACAAUCCCGAUCAUCUAGAGGAUCACAACUUUUGGGUACAGCGUCCGAAAGGCGAAUACAGAACGCACUAUCAACAAUCUCAACGUCUCCAAGGGAGGGAGCCCUAUUAACAGAAGCAAGCCAACGCAUCACAGAGCCAGCGCAUCCCUUCCACCAGGCCACGAUCUCGGCCUCUGUACGUCAUAGUAAUAUUUUGAGCCCAAGCGCGAGGAUAUCUUCUGGAUCGCAUGAUCAAGGGAGUUUGCCAGCAUUUCAGGAACAUGAGCGAUCAUCAACUGUAUCUUCUGUAUCAACUCCUUAUUCACAGAGCAAUAGCACUUCUCAGAUAUUUGAAGAAACAUCAUUCUUCAAUCAAUUAUCAUCAACUGACUCUAUUUCAAGAGGUCAGCAACAACGUACUCAUGAUGUAAAGCAUGAUGAGCUGGCCAGCGGGGAAGCCUUUCAACAACUACCAUUUCGACAAAAUGAGGGCACUUAUGGACUUGGAUUCAUGCAUCAUGCUCCAUAUUUCAGUGGGGAUAAUAAUGAGUCAAAUGCUGACGAGGACGAUGGUAAUGAGAGCAGUCAUACGGAUGAUGAUGCUGAUAGCACUAUUCAAGAUGAAUCCGGUUCUAUAAGUGAGCAGAUUAAGCAGCUUCAUUUAGAAGAUGUGCUGGCAUUCUUGCCAAGCGGCGGAGCUUCAGCAUCCAGUAUUUUGCAAAAGAAGCCUUUGGAGCAAAUAGACAAUAUCUAUCAAAGGAGGACUGCUUCAGGUAACAAUAUGCUCUUCCACUUAGAUGAUGAACUAGCGAACCUUGGCACUAGAGCUUUAGAAGAGAUUAUGGGGCAUGAUGGAGAAGAUGAAGAUGACCACAGAGUUCAAGGUAUUCGAUUUAAAGAAACGGUUAUACCGAACCGAGUAAGGGCACAAGGUCGCGAUGGAGAUUCUACGACUAAGAUAAAGACAAGCCCUGAACGAUCGGGUCCGAAUUCUCGGAAAUCGAGCGCACAGAACUCGGUCGGGUCGUCAUUUAGCGAUCUUUCAGAUUCAUCCGUCACUCAGUCAGCUAUGGAAGAUGCAUAUCUGUCUGGGUACAAUAAUUCAAAGAUGUAAGACUAAAUGUCUACUCAUGAAUCGAAAACAGUGUUAGUGAUAUUAUCAUUCAUCUAACAACAUCUCUUUUCUGAAGAUCCUUAUUCAUGCAAAGCUCUAGACGAAAUUAGAGUAAAAUAAGCCACGAU
Lobosporangium transversale is the source of this 2000-nucleotide messenger RNA. RefSeq lists its product as hypothetical. The transcript has 5 exons. The record is from RefSeq and is a predicted model, not a curated record. Gene Ontology annotation, cellular component: phagophore assembly site. Lineage: Eukaryota; Fungi; Mortierellomycota; Mortierellomycetes; Mortierellales; Mortierellaceae. Bases 103 to 1872 code for a protein of 589 amino acids. Gene Ontology annotation, biological process: autophagosome assembly.